AUGGAAAAGAAAUCUGAGGAUCUCGGUGCCAGGGACAUUGACCGGUCUUCGGUCGGAAAGGGAUCCCUUGUGGAUCUCGACGAAAGACGCCUUCGUGCUCAAGGUCACAAAGCAGAACUUGAACGAUCCUUUUCCUGGCUGGGUGCUAUUUCUCUGGCAUACAGUAUUUCAAACUCGUGGCUUACAUAUGCGUCAACCUUUGGUCUCGUACUCAUCUACGGAGGCGGCGUGACCACCCUAUUUGCCGUCCUUAUUGCUGCUGUUGUUCAGUGGAUUGUCUUCCUCGGCCUGGGCGAGCUAUGCUCUGCAUUCCCGUCAUCUGGUGGCCAGUACCACUUCGUUUAUAUCCUCGCCCCGGCUAAGACCCGAAAUUUUGCUGCCUAUAUAACGGGUUGUAUUACUAUUAUUGCCUGGUGGAUUGGUACCUGCUCUGGUAUUAUAUAUACAGCUAUAUCAGCAUUUGGCUGUGCUGUUGCCUGGUUUCCAGACUUUGCACAGGAACGGUAUCAAGUCUAUCUAUGCUAUAUCGGCGUCAUCAUACUAUCGCUCAUUCCAAUCUACACGAUCAAGCAAAGAUAUAUUGACUACAUGACCAAAGCCGCCACCGGCUUCUCGCUGAUUGGUAUGGUCCUCACUAUUGCCGUAUGUUUGGGAAUGGCCGAUAGCGACUAUGCCCCUGGAUCAAUCCUGCUCGAGAACCGCGGUAUCAGCGGCUGGAAUGCGGGAACAGGCUGGCUUCUGUCUAUUGCUGCUUCUCUCUACUGCUACUCUGCAAACGGCGCGGUUGUCCAUAUCGCUGAAGAGCUGCCAAACCCUGGACGCAAGCUUCCCCAGGUCUUGAAUAUGACUAUGGCUAUGGGUAUUAUUAUUGUUAUCCCAUGGACUGUUGCUAUACUGUUUUGCAUCAAGGAUCUCAACGCCGUCCAGAGUUCAUUUCUUCCUAGCUUCGAGGUCUUCUACCAAGCCACUGGAAGCAGGUCAGCCGCAACCGCUCUGCAGGCAUACCUAACCUUUCUUUACUAUACAUGCAUUCCUAGUCAGUGGGUGACUUGCAGCCGUAUCACUUGGGCCUUCGCUCGUGACCAAGGUCUUCCGUUUUCGACGUAUUGGCAGCACAUCGAUCCCGAGCGUGGCAUCCCUUGGAGAACAACGGUCCUCUCUGCCGUGUUUUGCGCCAUCUACGGUUUAAUCUACAUUGCGAGCACGGCAGCGUUUAACUCGAUCAUCAACGCAAUGUGUCUCACUCUGAACCUCUCAUACAUUAUUCCCCAGGCAAUCCUGCUUACGCAAGGCCGCGACAAGCUGCCGCGACACACAUACAAUCUCGGCAGAUGGGGUUACGCUGUCAACGCCUUCUCGGUCGUAUUCUUGAUUGUCAUCGGCGUUGUGUUCUGUCUACCUCAGACAAACCCAACAUCCAUUAACACAAUGAACUACAACGCACCUGUCAUCGUCGGAUUAUUCCUACUCAUCUGCCUGCUCUAUAUUGAACGCCGCCAUAAGUUCGAUGGCCCCAAGAUCGAUUGGGACCUGCUUAACGAAAUGAAUACAGUUUCAUAA
This is a messenger RNA of Ilyonectria robusta, 1560 nucleotides long. Its product is annotated as amino acid/polyamine transporter I. Gene Ontology annotation, cellular component: membrane. Lineage: Eukaryota; Fungi; Ascomycota; Sordariomycetes; Hypocreales; Nectriaceae. Gene Ontology annotation, biological process: amino acid transport; transmembrane transport. The record is from RefSeq and is a predicted model, not a curated record. The coding region runs from base 1 to 1560 and encodes 519 amino acids. The transcript is spliced from 7 exons. Gene Ontology annotation, molecular function: transmembrane transporter activity.